GAGGUGCUGGUAUAAAGCCGGAGCGCCGCACAUGUGCAGCUUCAGUGACAGCAGAACUCUGCUGCAGAGGAUCCCAAACGAGCGUGAGCUUCCCGCCUGAACAGGAUUACUUCAGGAGUUCUGAGAAGAAGGAUGGAUUUAAAAGUCUGGAUCUCCGUGCUGUCAGUGUUCUGGACUGGUCUGGACUGGACUUUCUGCGCAGUCUUGGCGCAACCCUCCGCGCAGACUCCGUCGGCAGCCGGCAUCAGCGCACAGCUCCAUGUGCGUCACAAACGCUGCUCCUGCGCCACCUUUCUAGACAAGGAGUGCGUGUACUUCUGCCACCUGGACAUCAUCUGGGUCAACACACCUGAGCGCGUGGUCUCCUACGGGCUGGGAAACGCACCCAGAGCCAAGCGAGCGCUCCCGGACUCCAUGGCAACCAGCAUCCAGCCCCGUUGUCUGUGCGUCCGCGAGGACGACAGCAGCUGCGCAAACUUCUGUCACAGGCGUGACACGGAGACGGGGACACCCCCCCGCAGAGAAGCACCGCUUGGGACCAAACCGGGAGGAGGCACGCGCCACACUGAAAGGAUGAAGAAGAACAUGGCGUGGAAGGCAGUUCUCAGAGCCCGCCUGCUGCUGCAGACCUGGAGGGACAGGGGGCGUCAUAGAGUGAGAGUGAGAGCCCCGCCUCCUCCAUCUGACAGCCCCCAGAGAAUAGGUUCAUCAUUGCGAAGGAUUUUGCAGCCGGAGGAGCGUUCACCCCUCAGUCAAAGAGGAUUCCGGUUCUCUCCCGGACUCAGGAACAUUUGAAGCUUUGGAUCUGGACUGAUCCCUGUCCCACCAUGUUCCACAGCAGAACUUUCAGCACCAGCUCCCCUAUUUAUUUAUUUACCCCCCUCUCCCCCAGCUCUGCAGACCACAUUGGUCCACCUCGUUGGUUUCUUCAUUUCUGUGAAAUGAUUUUUGUGUGAAGGUGCCAGAUCCCGGCACGCUUUAAUAAAAGUUGAUAUUUAAUUGUG
Messenger RNA from Oryzias latipes (Japanese medaka), 1004 nucleotides. RefSeq names its product endothelin 1 (gene edn1). Gene Ontology annotation, biological process: regulation of vasoconstriction; intracellular calcium ion homeostasis; vein smooth muscle contraction. Gene Ontology annotation, cellular component: extracellular region. The record is from RefSeq and is a predicted model, not a curated record. Gene Ontology annotation, molecular function: endothelin A receptor binding; hormone activity; endothelin B receptor binding. NCBI's taxonomy places the organism in Eukaryota, Metazoa, Chordata, Actinopteri, Beloniformes, Adrianichthyidae.